This is a messenger RNA of Melanaphis sacchari, 1534 nucleotides long. RefSeq names its product serum response factor-binding protein 1-like. Gene Ontology annotation, cellular component: 90S preribosome; nucleus. The coding region runs from base 136 to 1440 and encodes 434 amino acids. Gene Ontology annotation, biological process: maturation of SSU-rRNA. The transcript is spliced from 4 exons. Lineage: Eukaryota; Metazoa; Arthropoda; Insecta; Hemiptera; Aphididae. The record is from RefSeq and is a predicted model, not a curated record.
AAACCGAUAGCAGAAAACGUGUUAAUAUUAUCUAAAUAAUCUUCAUUCUUUUUAAGUAUCCUCAAUUAAAUGAUUCGAAUUUCUAAUGUUUAUUACUUUUAAGAAAAUAAUUUUAUAAUAUCUAAUACAUUUACAAUGGAGCCUUUAUCAAAAUUUUCUCUCAAUAAUCAGAUUGUUUCCAUGCGUCAUAUUGUACGUAAAUCAAAAGUACAUACAAUCCACAAAUUAACACGGGAAGCAAAAAAGUUAAAAGAAAAAAAAGGAAGUGAAGAACAAAUUGUAAAAAAUCAAAAAAAAUCUGAACGUUUUAUCAAUGAAUUGAUGGUGAUAAAGAAAUUAAAUGAUGAUGAUGUCACAAAAUAUGCCUUACAAAAUGAAGUACCUUCUGCUACAAUAUUAAAUAGUACAGACAUAACAUUGGAGACAAGGGCAUUAGCGAAAUUAGUUGGACAUAAAUUUAUAAUGGAUGAAAUUCAAAAUUUUAGAAAUAAAUAUCCAGAUUGGAAACUGUGUAUAACAGAUUUAUUAGAUGAAUUAGGUGUUAAAUAUAGAGCAAAAAAAAAAUCCAAUAAAAAUAAAACAAUCCAACUUAAUAAUGUUAAAAAUGAGGUAAAAACUAAAAUUCUUGAUAAGAAUAAUAAAACAAUUAAAAACAUGGAAGAAUUUAAAUCUACACAGUCUGAGCUUGAACAUGCCAUGUCAGUGUCAGAUACUAAAUCCGAAUCAGAAGAUAGUCAAUCUGAAUCUGUAAAUACUACAGAAACUGAAAGUUCACUAGUACAAAAAAUCUUGAUUGAAGAGAACAAUACAAAUAUUGUUGAAGAUAAAAAUAUGUCAAAAGGCUCAAAAGUUUUAAUCUCUAACAAUAACAAAAUAGUCGGUGAUGAAGAGGAAUGCUUAAUAACACUAGACAAAAAUUUACAUCAUUCACAAUUAAAAACAAAUAUUUUAAACACUCAGCUAACAAAGAAAAACUUAGAUUUGACUACUAAUGAAAUUCUUAAAAACACCGAUAUAAAUAUUGAUAAAAAUGUAUCAAAAAGAAAAGCCGAAAAAAGUGUUUCAAAUAAAACUAACUUUAAAAGACAAAGAAAUACAGUAAAUGAGGUUAAACCAGUUUGUGAAACCGUAGAUUCAUUUUUUAUGACUACUGACAAUAAAGACUACAUGUCUGUUUACAAACCACCACCAGUAACUAAAAAAAAUAUUGAGGAACAGACAAAAAUAGAUUAUCAAAAACCAAUUAAAGAAAUUUUUAAUAAAGGUAAAAGGGUGAUUAUUGGCAAGCAAAAUAACAUAAGCAACCGAAGGGAAAGAAGGCAGCAACAAGUUGAGGAAUCUAUUGAUAUGACAUUACAUCCAUCAUGGGAAGCAAAACGUAAACAAAAAUCAUUGGCCAAAUUUGAAGGAAAGAAAAUUACAUUUGAUGAUGAAGACUAAUGAGCUUCAGAACGAUCAGCAAUUUGUUUUUCUUCAUUUUGUUCCGUUUGCGAUGGAAUGACUAUAAUCGGAAGAUCUUUAACUUCAGUAUCUU